Molecule: messenger RNA, 1130 nt
Organism: Eremomyces bilateralis CBS 781.70
Lineage: Eukaryota; Fungi; Ascomycota; Dothideomycetes; Eremomycetales; Eremomycetaceae
Exons: 2
Coding region: 260-838 (192 amino acids)
Cellular component (GO): mitochondrion; mitochondrial intermembrane space
Source: RefSeq, a predicted model, not a curated record
CCCCUGUAUCAUGCCGCUUCCUCUCGACGUCAGUCGAUGCUCUCAUUAUGGAGCUUCGAUUUCCAACUGAUAUUGAGAUUAUCGUCGUUGGGAAAGCCACACCAACAUCGAUUAAUCUUAGAGUCGGAGAACACGAUAUUGAAAUCCUGACAUACUUUCUUCCAUCACCUUCAAAACGGCUUGGUUAUUCUGGCGGACUCCGCCUCCGGCGGCUCCAUCUUCAACACCCCAAGAAACAUCCACACCGCAAUCCACCACCAUGGCGUCUAACUCCCAUCACCCCGAGACGCCAGAGCUAACCCCGAAGUUCUGCUUCAACCAAUCCGCCCUUCGAGACUUCUUCCGCGUCUCCCGCUCCGCCCUCGACGACACCAUCUCCCAAUCUCUCAACGCCCUCUCCGAACCCUCCCGCUCCCCCUUCACCCCCUCCACCGUCUCUACCCGCCCCAGCAUCCCCACCACCCGCCAACUCCCUCCCUCCACCUGCACCACCUUCACCGCGCAGACGCUCUUCCCCGCCUGGAACGCGCGGGACGCCGUGCUGACAUAUUGCAGCGCGGUGGCGUCGUCGCCGGACCCGGACGAUCCCGGGGCGGUCGAGCGGCGGAUCGAGGAACAUACGCGCGAGAGGCAGACGGUGGAUGAGCGGUUGGAUCCGUAUAGUGGGCGGUGGUUCCCGAAGGAGGCACGGGCGGAGCGGCUGGGGAGGUGGGUGAGGAAUGAGGGGAUGGUGGAGGAGAUUAUUAGGGAGAGGAGCUGGGAUGUGGUAAGGUCAAGAUGUGGGGGAGUGGAAGAGGGGUGGAAGGAGGCGUAUAAUGAAUGGAGGCGGGGGAGAUAGAAGGGGACUCGGGGGAUGUUUGCGAAGGACCGGUGGCAGGAACGGUAGUAAAACGGUAUACAUCUUGGAUAAUGAUUGCACAUCUCGGGAUAGAAGGAUAGACGGAAGAUGCACACUCCACUCUUUAUUUACAGUGCAUUGAGAGGACCUGAUGUUCAGCGGUCCGAAAUAGACGCAUAGCUAGCGCUGUUUGGAUUCUAGGUAUCCAGCUGGUCUAAUUUGUAUGAAAUAUAUAGACGUCAAGUCAGCCAGCCUGACUGUCUAUCCAAAGUCCCAGUGCGCCUCGUGAAAA